Molecule: messenger RNA, 2972 nt
Organism: Bombyx mori (domestic silkworm)
Lineage: Eukaryota; Metazoa; Arthropoda; Insecta; Lepidoptera; Bombycidae
Gene: spin
Product: protein spinster
Exons: 9
Coding region: 825-2042 (405 amino acids)
Biological process (GO): transmembrane transport
Cellular component (GO): membrane
Molecular function (GO): transmembrane transporter activity
Source: RefSeq, a predicted model, not a curated record
AUUGCUACUUAAUUACUAUUAUAAUUAAAACAGUGAAAUAGUUGAAAAUUGACGUACGUACAAUAGACAGAAAAAUAUAAUAAUAAUUAAAAUGUAAAAUCUAUUAUUUUAGUUUAACAAUUUUUGCUGUCAAUUUUGUUUAGGUAAUACUUAGUUUGAAAUCUCAUAGGAUUAUGACCAAAAUAUUGUCCAUUUCUUUUAACGCAGUGACUAAUGACAAUCACGAAAAUGAUAAUCAAAACAUUGUUACAUUAUUAUAACAAAUACCAAUAUUAGUGGUCGAUGUAUUUGAAUCUAUAUUAAAUCUUAAAGAUUUUUUCAUAAAUCCCUAUUACGUCGGAAAUGAAUCUCUCUUUUGCUGAUGAACUGAUGCAACCUGUGGGUACUAAAAAAAAUCGCAAAAAACAACCUUAUUAUUUCUAAUAUUUAUUAAAUAUUUACUAAAAAACGGUUUCGUGAUAAUCAGCGGCACCGUCACGAGUCAGUGGUGCCGAGCGCUGUACACAGUGUGCACCAGCCUUCGCGCCACACAUUCUCAGACUCUGAUUGGACCACGCGAAUGGCGUGAUGCGCAAAGCCAUCGUACGCGCAGGUUUUUUUCAUUUAAUCAACCUCUUGCGGCGGUGCUGCCCCCACGCUACGUGCUAAGCUGGUGGUGACGUAUAUUCGACCGACGCGACGCGUCGUCGUCGAUCGUGCCACGCUACGUUAUCGAACACACACCGACGCUGAAGGUCAACGGUGUUUUAAAUAAUGUCAAAACUGAAUUCGAAAUUGGUGAUGGCAAGGCUGGAUUUCUACAGACAGUGUUCGUCGUCGCGUACAUGUUGUUCGCGCCAAUAUUUGGCUACUUAGGAGAUAGAUACUCAAGGCGCGUCAUUAUGGCCAGUGGCGUUGCGCUCUGGAGUCUAACAACUUUCUUUGGCUCGUUUUUACACGAUUACGAGUCGUUUGCAUUCUUCCGUGGUCUCGUUGGAAUUGGAGAAGCCUCGUACUCCACGAUAGCCCCUACCAUCAUCAGCGAUCUCUUCGUGGGGGAUGUAAGAUCGAAGAUGUUAGCAUUCUUCUAUUUUGCCAUCCCAGUCGGAAGUGGUCUCGGAUAUAUAGUAGGGUCAGUUGUGGGUGCAGCGCUAGGCAAUUGGCGAUACGGUCUACGGGUGACGCCUUUCUUUGGCGCGAUUGCCGUCGCGCUCAUCAUAUGGGUCAUGGAAGACCCGGAACGAGGCGCCUCCGAAGAGAGUCACAUAAAACCCACUUCGUAUAAGGACGAUCUGCGUGCUCUCAUAAAAAAUCCAUCGUUCAUGCUGUCGACGAUCGCUUUUACAUGCGUAGCGUUCGUGACCGGCGCGCUCACGUGGUGGGGACCGCAAGUUAUUUACUUGGGUCUCGGCUUGCAACCUGGCAACGAGUUUUCCUUCGAAAGGGUUUCGCUAACGUUCGGCGCGAUCACCAUGGUGUCGGGCAUGUUGGGCGUGCCGCUGGGCGCGUGGCUGGGCGCGGGGCUGCAGAAGCGGUGGGGCCGCGCGCACCCGCUGCUGUGCGGCGCGGGGCUGCUGCUGUCGGCGCCGGCGGUCGCGCUCGCCUUGCUUCUGACCGAGGGCUACAUGUACGCCCCUUUCGCCCUCAUAUUUAUCGGCGAGCUCGCGAUCAAUAUCAACUGGGCAAUCGUGGCCGACAUGUCGCUGUACGUUGUCAUACCACCAAGGCGUUCGACAGCAGAAGCUUUCCAGAUAUUAAUAUCGCACAUGUUUGGGGAUGCUGGAAGUCCGUACUUAGUCGGAGUUAUAUCAGAAAGUUUGAAGUCCUACUUGAUGCCAUCACCGGAUGAUUUGCCAAGUAAAACUGUAGAAUUCAGAGCGCUUCAGUAUGCGCUGUUCAUAACGUGCUUCGUGGAAGUACUCGGAGGAAUAUUCUUCCUUAUAACAUCGGCGUACAUUGUCAGGGACAAACUAAAAGUGGACAGAGCUAUUGCAGAAGCAGAAGCACAGCACACGGAGCCGUCCCACGCUUCAGCACACGAAGACAUUGUAGCCGGCGAAUAGAACACACAUUUUUAAAGUUGGUCAUAAAUAAAUAGUGAGAGGAAUUUGAACUUUCACAAACCAAGAGCAGUUUAUAUUGCAGUUAAGUAUCCGCGGUUUGCCUUGUAUUAAUCUUGAAUGGGAAAUGUUUUAACGUGUUCCGCUUUGAUACUCGUAUUAUUCGACGUACUUCUUUACAUAGGCGUAGUUACUUCGCUGUCACAUUGUUAAGACUGAUUUGUAAAGCAUAAUGCUGAACAGUGGUGGGAUCGGAUCAAUAAUUGUUGGAAUAAAUGUGUUGUGUGUAUAAAAUUUUAUUUAAAUUUAAUGUAGACCUCAAUGAAUUAUAUGUCCUUAUUUAAAUUUAAACCUAAUUGUGCCUAAUAAACAAAAUCACGUAGAUGAAAUUAAUUAUAGUUGUAUUCAUUAAAAAAAUCAUUUGAAACAUAGAAACUAGGCUGUUCUCGAAUAUUCCUAUAAUUUAUUCUAUUCCACUUCUCCAGUUCGUUAUUGAAUUAAUUUGUGUACAUUGAAUGUCUUAAAUUCGUCGAUCAGAUAUUGAUAGAGUAUUGUGAAACGUUAAUACUUUUUCAAAGGUGUAUGCAUACGAGGAUAUUCGUACGGUUUAACUUAAGAUGAUUGUUAGUUCCUUUAUUUAAAGAAGUGCGAAGACAAUGAGAAUAAUUACCUAGUAUAAAUGUAACAACCUGCCUUUUAGUGUUAGUGAAAAGGGAAGUGCUGUUUACUAAAUAAAGAAGCAAUAUUAUUGUAUUUGUUGUAGUCUGUAAUAAUACUAGAAACUUGUUAGGUUAAACUGUACAGAAUUCAAUAAGACUGAAUUAAUUUAAUGUAUGCCUAACUUAUUAUCUACUUAAACAAAUAUGUUUAUGUACAUACAUAUACGGUUAAAGCUUCAUUUAUGGAAUUGAAAUAAAAAUAAUUAUUUUUGAA